Messenger RNA from Fusarium subglutinans, 1548 nucleotides. RefSeq names its product DUF1237 domain protein. The transcript is spliced from 9 exons. Gene Ontology annotation, biological process: carbohydrate metabolic process. The record is from RefSeq and is a predicted model, not a curated record. Lineage: Eukaryota; Fungi; Ascomycota; Sordariomycetes; Hypocreales; Nectriaceae. Bases 1 to 1548 code for a protein of 515 amino acids.
AUGAAAUUCCUCAGUGCUGUGACUGGUGCGCUAGCUCUUCUUCAAGGCGCUGAUGCAGCGACGUGGAAGGAUUACAAGCCGCAGAGUCGCACGCCGAGCUCGUGUCCUGAUUAUGUCGACUAUUCACAGAAACCGCAUCAGCCGCUUUCGUCUGGCAAGUUGAAGCUGCCUUUUAUGAGACCGAGUGAGGAAUGCAGAACGUUCAAGAGCCCGGCUGUUGAGAAAGUCAUUAGCGAUAUCAAGAAGCGCGUCAAGGACCCAGAUCUGGCGCGUCUCUUUGAGAACACUUUCCCAUCGACUCUCGAUACGACAGUCAAGUACUUUGACGCCAAGAAGAAUUUGGCGUUCAUCGUCACUGGUGAUAUCACGGCACAAUGGCUUCGCGAUACAGGUAACCAGUUUGCGCAUCUGUACAAGCUACUUCCCCAAGACAAAAACUUGAAGGCUCUCGUCAAGGCUAUCAUCAAUACCGAGGCGAGAUACAUCUCUGAGUACCCUUAUUGUGGCUCCUUCCAGCCACCUCCUGAGAGUGGGCUAAGCCCUUCUGUCAAUGAUUAUGCUACACUUGUUACCGUAAAUCCACCAGUCGACAAUCAAACUGUAUUCGAGUGCAAGUACGAACUUGACUCUCUGGCUGGCUUCCUCAAGAUUGUGCGAUCAUAUUAUGCUAAUACCAAAGAUUCUUCGUUCAUUAACGACAACUUCAAAUCUGCUAUGAAGCAAAUCCUUCGAGUCAUCAAUGAGCAAUCUCAAAGCACCUGGGCCGAAGAUUGGUCUUACAUCAGCUACUACAACUGGACUGGCCAAGCAGGAUCACUCUCACCACCAGUACCCAACAGCGGAAAUGGUGAACCCAAGCUAGCCAAUGGUCUCGUCGCAUGUAGUCAUCGUCCAUCAGACGACCUGUCUGUUUUCAACUACAUCACCUCUGACAACGCCAUGAUGUCAGUCGAACUCGAUAACGUUGCAGAUGUAUUGGAUAAAGUUGGAGGUCAAAAGAGCCUUUCUGCCACUAUGCGUGGUCAUGCGAAGACGAUUCGACAAGCAGUCUGGAACCAUACUCUCACUGCCAAUGGUAUUUUCGCUUACGAGACCAAUGGAUAUGGCGGUCAGUACAUCAUGGAUGACGCCAACGUCCCUAGUCUUGUAUCUCUGCCGUACCUAGGCUUCCUCAAGCGCGACGAUCCGACAUACAAGAAGACCAAAUCUGCUUUGUUCUCACGAGCAAACCCUUACUACGCCGUUGGAAAGACAUUCAGUGGAAUUGGUGGGCCGCAUGCAAAUGCGACAAACCCAUGGCCUAUGGCACAUGUCUCAGCUAUCUAUGGAACCGACGAUGACGAGGAGAUAACCAUGCGACUCAAUAUGAUUUUGGAGAAUACCGCUGGCCUUGGAUUGAUCCAUGAGAGUGUUAAUAUCUAUAACUCCUCUGUAUUUACACGACCGUGGUUUGCUUGGGCGAACAGCUACUUUGCCGAAAUGGUCCUGGAUUUGGCUGAGAGAAAGCCUGGGAUAAUUUUCAAGGAUGACAAGCCAUAUGUCAUCUAG